This is a messenger RNA of Pistacia vera, 900 nucleotides long. Its product is annotated as licodione synthase-like. Gene Ontology annotation, molecular function: heme binding; oxidoreductase activity, acting on paired donors, with incorporation or reduction of molecular oxygen, NAD(P)H as one donor, and incorporation of one atom of oxygen; iron ion binding. Gene Ontology annotation, cellular component: membrane. The transcript is spliced from 3 exons. The coding region runs from base 1 to 900 and encodes 299 amino acids. The record is from RefSeq and is a predicted model, not a curated record. Lineage: Eukaryota; Viridiplantae; Streptophyta; Magnoliopsida; Sapindales; Anacardiaceae.
AUGGUCAGAACUCAGAAGGGUCAUGUGCCGUCCAGGUGUGGCCACGUCGCAACCAGCGCAAGUGGCAUGGCUUCUGUUAGUACAACAGGUGGGUGCCAGACUAGCAAGCGGCUAGAGAUCGCCCACAUGUCAAAACCCUGCUUUAGUCGAGAAAAUCCCUCGGGCAAAUGUGUCUUCAAUGAAUACCGCAUUAUCAAUUUGGAGCUUUUUGUCAUGACUUCCUCAUUUGGUACAAACAUUACUGAUUUUCUUACCGCUGCAACAAACACAACUGCAAUGGCAGCCGAAUGGGCAUUGGCAGAGCUCAUCAACAAUCCAAACAUACUCGAAAAGGCUCAGGAAGAAAUUGACCAAGUUGUCGGAAAAGCGAGGCUAGUCAAGCAAUCCGACCUUCCGAAUCUGCCAUAUCUCCAAGCCAUUAUAAAAGAAAACUUCAGGCUCCACCCUCCAAUCCCAAUGCUCCCCAGGAAAUCCAUCGCAGAUUGCCAAAUCGGCAAUUACACAAUUCCUGAAGGCUCUCUAUUGUUCGAUAACAUCUGGUCGAUCGGAAGAGACCCCAAAGUUUGGAGUAAUCCAAUGAAGUUCAAUCCUGAGAGAUUCCUGAAACCAAACGAGAGCGAUGGCCCUGCAAUUAACAUUGAUGUUAAAGGGUUCAACUAUCAGUUGUUGCCAUUCGGAACUGGAAGAAGAGGGUGCCCUGGAAUCAAUUUGGCCAUGCAGGAGUUGCCAACGACUCUGGAGGCGAUGAUCCAGUGCUUCAACUGGAAGGUUGUGAAUCCUGAAGGAGUGGAAAUGAAGGGUAAUGAUUUGGUUGAUAUGUCUGAACGACCAGGAUUGACCGCUCCUAGAGCUCAUGAUCUUGUUUGUGUACCGGUGGCACGGUGUUCUCCGGUGUCAUAG